UGUAAUGCCUUCAUAACAAAAAUGUAAUCAACCCUCGGAAAAUCUAAUUAAAGGAAGUCCUACAAAUAGACUCGAGGAAAAAUGUGAUAAAAAUGUAUACUGUUCCAAUUAAAAAGCUAAAGGUAAUUCUCUUUGCUGUAUUUUUGCUUGUUUUCCUUCAACUAUUGGGAGUUUUUCAUCAUCCUUUUGAAAAAGACUUCUACGAUGAAUUCCGCUAUCCUUACGAUGGCGAUUUAGAACCUCUAAUAGAAAAAUUAAAGCAUAAUCAAACACCUGAAGUCUCUCCGAUAAAUUCCUAUAAUUUCUACUAUUACAAAAAUUGUGAUACCAAAUGCAAAGACCUGACGGAUUUGCGUAUAAUUUACCUAGUAAAAUCAGCACCACAAAAUUUCCACAGGCGUUUGGCUAUUAGAAGCUCGUGGGGCUUCCAACGAAGAUUUUCCGACGUAGAAAUCCGCACCGUAUUCCUUAUAGGCCUUCAAAACGUUGCCAACUUGCAAAUAUCAAUCAAUGAAGAAUCACAAAGAUUCAACGACAUUGUUCAAGCUAAUUAUACAGACUCAUAUUAUAAUAAUACUUAUAAAACGAUGUCGGGAUUUGAAUGGGCUGUAAAAUAUUGCCCCAACGCAAAAUUCUAUAUGUUUAUGGAUGAUGAUUUUUAUAUUUCAACUAAAAAUGUUUUGAGGUUUUUGAGAUUUCCUACUAAUUAUCCUAAAUAUUUACAAGAACCUUUUGGGCUGAUUGGACAAAGACGUGCCUUGUGGGAUUUGGAGUUUGAGUUAGAGGAAAAUGUUAGACUAUAUACGGGUUAUGUUUUCAAAUCUGCACCUCAUAGACAUUUAAUGAGCAAAUGGUAUGUUUCUUUGGACGAGUAUCCUUAUCACUUGUGGCCUCCUUAUUCAUCAGGUGGGGCUUACAUUUUAUCAAACGCAGCCCUAAAAGACAUGUAUUAUGCGAGCUUUUAUACAAAGCAUUUCAGAUUUGAUGAUAUUUAUGUGGGGAUUUUGGCAUACAAAACCAAAAUCGAACCACUGCAUUGUGAAGAGUUUUACUUUCACAAAAAACCUUAUUAUAAGUUUAACUAUGAGUAUGUGAUAGCGUCGCACGGUUAUGAGGAUCCCAAGGAGCUGGUCAAUGUUUGGAAUGAACAAAAAAGCUUGGGAAAUGCCUAAAUUUACUUUUAUUAUUGUUAAAAAAAAAAUAUUAAUUGUUUUACUGAGUGGUUUUAUUUUAUCACACCAUACUACCAAUCACCCGUAUUAUAAUUUCCAUUAAUUUCUUCAUGCUUGGCUAUAGUAUUUUCGAAUUUAUUUGCCUCAUGUUGGGCUACUUUAAGUAAAGUUUGGCUACUUUCAACAAUCUUUUUGAAUCCCAAUUCAGUUUCACGUAUAGUCUUGUCAUAGUUUUCGCAUAGUUGUUUGUGCUGUUGCAAAUUGCCAUUCAAAUGUGCGAUUUUCUCUUGCAAAGCUUUCAUGUUUCUGUCUAAAGUUGCCUUUUCCUCCUCCUCUUGCUUAAUAACUUCCAGUAAUUCCUUUCUUUUGGUUUUAAAUUCUUCCAAACCUUUGAAAGUUACAGGUUAUGAUUUUGUGAAUAUAGUUAUUUUUCUCGCUUACAUUUUAUCAGUUCUUGGUUGUAGGUUUGCAGAGCUGCACCGUGUUCGGUCAUUGCACGGGAGUUGAUAUUAGUAAUUAUGCAAAACUAAUUCCAAUACGAAAAAAAUACAUUUUAAAUUCAAAAGUUUCUUUACUGAUGUUAACCAACGAUCUUCCAACUAAUCGAUUGAAG
This is a messenger RNA of Ceutorhynchus assimilis (cabbage seed weevil), 1785 nucleotides long. NCBI's taxonomy places the organism in Eukaryota, Metazoa, Arthropoda, Insecta, Coleoptera, Curculionidae. The record is from the annotation of a GenBank genome assembly.